Drosophila persimilis is the source of this 421-nucleotide messenger RNA. RefSeq lists its product as uncharacterized. The record is from RefSeq and is a predicted model, not a curated record. The transcript has 3 exons. Bases 1 to 312 code for a protein of 103 amino acids. NCBI's taxonomy places the organism in Eukaryota, Metazoa, Arthropoda, Insecta, Diptera, Drosophilidae.
AUGUCGUGUCGGGAUGUGAUUCCAUCUCUAAAGCCCCCCAGCUUUUGUUUUUUGGGUCCGGCCCACAUUCAUACGCCGCCGAUUCAAACACUGGGAUUCAGCUUCAAAGCGCACCUUCACUUAUGUACCCUACGCUUUGCCUCAAACCGAGUUGUAUCCGGUUUCCUCCCGCCAGACGGAGUCCUAUCCCAGCAGGACAAAACCGCACCCCUUGCAAGAUCCGAACCUAACAAGACAUCGUCAUCCUUCGACCGGGCCAUCAACAAGGACAACAAGGACUUUGACUAUGCCAACCAAAGGAGGGGCUACUAGAUUCUAGAUCUUAAGCGCCAGACCAAGAAUUUUCGACUUUCAGAUUUUCUGAGUUUGUAGUAUCCCUGUCCCGUUCCGUCCCGUCCCGUCCCGUCCGACUAGACAUUAC